AUGGAGGAUGGCUACGAUACGCACAGCCAGAGAAAAAUGGUGCAUAAAUAUACAAAGAAGGUGCCACAGACGGCCACCUACUUAAGCUCCACCAUGAUCGCGCCACUCACGCUCCACCACGGUGUUCUGGUGGUGAAGACGCGUCUGGUGCGGAACCCGGUGCCGGACGGCGGCGGCGGCGGCGGCACCGUCUUCUUUGUGCGCCGCGACCAGCACCGCUACCUACAGAACGUGGAGGCGCGGGAGGAGGCCGGCACACCGGCUAUCGUGGAGGCGGUGCGGGCCGGCCUCGUGCUCCAGCUGAAGGAGGCGCUCGGCCCGGAGCAGAUUCGACUCUGGGACGAUGCGAUCGUCAGCCGGUUCCUGCGUGAGGCACGCUCCAUGCCUAAGCUGGUGCUUCUGGGACCACGCGCCACGUCCUGCCCGCGCCUGCCCAUCUUCUCCUUCCUGGUGGCGACACCCAGCGGCGCCUUCCUGCACCACAACUUUGUGGCGGCGCUGCUAAAUGACCUGCUAGGCGUGCAGACGCGCGGCGGGUGCGCAUGCGCCGGCCCUUACGCCCAGGACCUGCUGGGGAUCGACGAGGCGCUGGCCGAACGCUACGAGCGGACCAUCGCUGAGGACAGCCGGCUGGACCGGACCCACCUGCGGCGCCAGGGCGAGUACUCCUCGUACGAGCUGCUGCGGCCUGGCUUCACGCGCGUCACGCUCAGCUACCUGCUGUCGGAGGACGAGCUGGAGCACGUCAUCACUGCCCUCAGGCUGGUGAGCGAGCACGGCUGGAAGCUGCUGCCCCAGUAUCGGGUCAACCCGGAGACCGGCGAGUGGAGGCACCACUCCAACCUGGUUCUGAAGGAGCGCCGCUGGCUGGGCGACAUCCGCUACGGCUCGGGCCGCAUGGAGUACCGGCAGCGGUCGGCCCACCCGCCGGCGCCGGAGCUGCGCGCCUGCGCCGCCCGCGCCCGCGCCCUCAUCGACAGCGCCAAGAAGAACUGCCCGCGCCAGGUGCCCGACCACAGCGCCAUGUUUGACGCGGCGGCGACAGAGCUGCGCUGGUUCCUGCUGCCGAACGAGGCGCGCCUAAUGCUACAUGGCACGGCCAUCACCAUGCGGCCGCCGUUCAAGCCGCGGGUGUACUCCGGGCAGGGGCGGAUGGCGCUUGGCCGCCGCCGGGCCAUGUCCGAGAGCCGCGACCCGCCGGCGUCGCCGGUGGCGGCGUUGGUGUCAGCGUCGUGCGGUCGGCGCGUGGUGGCCGUGUCGGUGGUGACGCCCCCGGCCACGCCACCCCCCGUCGCCGCUGCCCCUGUCGCCGCCGCUGUGGUAUUCUCCGUCAGCGGGAGUGACGAUGCGGCCGAACGGAGCGCGGCAGCGCACGGCGGCGGCACGGGCGCGAGCGGCGCCGAUCGGCUGGCAGCGCCGAUCGGAUGCUGUCGGGAACAGCCGGCCACUGACCACAGCCGACCGAGCAGCGGCCGGCCUCGCGAAGCACCAGGGGGUCAAGGCAUUGAACCAAAGGUCACGAGCGUUCGUGAGAUCAAAACUAGUGACAGCUGCAGUUCGAAAAUUAGCGACAGCCGUGAGGCGACAGUCAGUGACGCCUCAGAUGGCAUUGUCAGUGACAGCUGCGAUUCAAAAAUGAGUGGCAGCAGUGUGGCACAUAUCGAUAGCGGCGUAGGAACCCUCGUCAGUGACGCCCGCGAUUCAGAAAUCAGUGACGACAGUGGCGCGAAAACGAGUGACAUCAAGGGCUCACCUUGCGGGGUCCGCCUCGAGUCCGAGUCCUACGAUAGCUCUAGACUAGCCGGCGGCGAGCCCGGUGUCGCGGGGGCGGCGGGCGCCGGCCAGGCACCCUCCGGUGUGGUGAGCGGAGCGGACGGCGGCGGCCCGGACUCCGCGUCCGGAGACGGCGACGGACCGGCCGCCAGUCCGCCGAGCCCCGCCCACAGAGCGCCGGCCAAGGCCCAGCCGACCGGGCCCCAGUGGCAUGCGCCGCCGCGGGCCAUCUUCAAGAAAACGGCCGAGGCGAUCGAGGAGUUCUCGAUGCUGCGGCCGGACGACCGUGUGCUGGUCUGCCUCUCGGGCGGCAAGGACUCGCUCUCGCUGCUGCACGUGCUGCGCCAGUACCAGUUCGUGGCGGCCAGCCGUGGCGCGCCCUUCCACCUGGCGGCCGUCACCGUCGACCCGCAGAGCAGCGCUUACGACCCGCGCCCGCUGCGCCCCUACCUGGCCAAGCUCGGCGUGCCCUACUACUACGAGGUGCAAGGUAUCCUGCGUCAGGCGGAGGAGGUGGAGUGCAGCAGCAUCUGCAGCUUCUGCUCGCGCAUGAAGCGGGGCCGCCUGUACGCGGCCGCCCGCCGCCAGGGCUACAACGUGUUGGCGUUCGGCCAGCACCUGGACGACGUGUCCGAGAGCUUCCUCAUGUCGGUCUUCCACAACGGCCGGCUGCGCACCAUGAAGGCGUGCUACGCGGUCACCGAGGAGGACCUGCGCGUUAUCAGGCCGCUCAUCUACGUCCGCGAGAAGGAGCUGCGCCGCUUCGCCGAGUCGCGCGGCCUGCCGGUCAUCCCCGAGAACUGCCCAGCAUGCUUCGAGGAGCCCAAGGAGCGGCACCGCGUGAAGCAGCUGCCGGCCCAGCGGGAGCGGCCACCGCGUGUGAAGCAGCUGCUGGCACAGCAGGAGGUGUUGUUCCCGCACCUGUUCGAGUCGCUCCGGGCGGCGCUGCGGCCGCUGUACGCCAUCACACGCACCGGUGUCGAGAGUCGCCUGUUCGGCCGAGCCGCCGCCGAGCCGGACGAGGGACGAGGACAGCAGGACUGA
This is a messenger RNA of Pollicipes pollicipes, 2817 nucleotides long. RefSeq lists its product as uncharacterized. The coding region runs from base 1 to 2817 and encodes 938 amino acids. The record is from RefSeq and is a predicted model, not a curated record. NCBI's taxonomy places the organism in Eukaryota, Metazoa, Arthropoda, Thecostraca, Pollicipedomorpha, Pollicipedidae. The transcript has 16 exons.